GUUGUUCAGGGUUAUGUAAUAUACUAGACCACAACCGGUGAAGGAGUUAACACAGAGGGGCACACAUAAAGAAUUAAUGCUUAAAGCAGUGUGAUGGUUAGCUAUGUUGGGCACAAGAGUGACAACCAGGGGCAUCUGACAGCUAAAGAUCAUGCAGUUGCUGGUGCUGUCAGUGGAUUUCUCACGAGGGGUUUCUUACAACCUUUGGAUGUUCUCAAAAUUAGAUUUCAAUUACAGGUGGAGCCCACAGCAAAACGUGGGGGAGGUCUUUACCAUGGGGUCCUCCAGAGUGCUGCCAAGAUAGUGCACAAUGAGGGUUUAGCUGCUCUUUGGAAGGGGCAUGUUCCUGCCCAGGCCCUGAGCAUUACCUUUGGAAUGGCACAGUUCUGGAGUUAUGAAGUUCUGACAAAGACAGCUGAUAAUCAUGGCUUAGCAGAGAGGUAUAUAACUCAUGGUCUGUGUGGAGCAUUGGCAGGAACAUGUGGCACUCUUGCAUCUUUUCCUUGUGAUGUUGUACGAACACGACUUAUUGCUCAAGGACAUCCAAAGCAUUACAAUGGGAUGAUGGAUGCUUGGGGGAAGAUGUUGCGUCAGGAAGGAGUACUGAGCCUAUGGCGAGGCAUAAUUCCUACUCUGGCCAUGACAGCUCCUUAUACUGGUCUCACAUUUUUCUUCUACAAUGCUCUCUUCAGCUUAAUGUCUCAAAGUAUUAGAGAAGAGAGUGAACUACCAUGGCUGGGCUUCAGUGCUAUAAGUGGGACAGCAGCAGGAGUAUGUGCUAAAUUAGCUGUGUACCCUCUGGAUGUCUUGAAGAAAAGAAUACAAAUACGUGGCUUUGAGGAAGCUCGCAGGCAAUUUGGCAAGGUUGUUGUGUAUCCAAGUGCAUGGGCGUGCAUUGUCAGAAUUUCGCAAGAAGAGGGUAUCUUAGCCUGGUAUAAGGGAUUAUGGCCUGCCAUGUUGAAGAGUGGCUGUGCCUCUGGAAGCAUAUUCAUAACUUUUGAAGUUACUUGUCGUGCUCUGUCACAUAUUCACAGUAAUGAAAAGGACAGUGAUGUUAGAUAGUGAAGCAGAUGGAUUAAUUUUGUAAACUAGUCUUGCAAAGCCUACCUAGAUUUUUGAUAUUACAUGUAACCUGAAGACUGUACACCAUUACAUAAGGGGACACAGAUCUCUGAGCUAGUUGAAUUACGUUUCAUCCAAAUUACAGGUAGAUCUUGAUAAAAUUAUACUAGUACAGGUAGUGGCUUCCGUAUAAGUCUUAAGGUUACCUUACAGUUUCUUGCUGUUCAGUGAGAGUCGUUAGGAUAUAUGUUUGUAGUCUACUUAGUACCUUUUUAAUUAAUUUGGAAUUUGAUGUUGGGUUUCUUUAACAGGGAGACAUUUGUGGAAUAUGUGAAAAUGUAAUUCCCCCAUUUUGAAGCUGGUUGGUGUAUACAAUGCAUCUAACAUAAUUUGUGGUGUCCCUUCUUUAAUUUGAAACUUUAUUAUAGAUAGAUUUCACAUGACAUUACACAUAAUCCCCAUUGCAACCAUCGAUGUUUGAUGUCCGGUUUAUUACAUUUACCAUCUUAAGGACAUGCCUUUUUGUGAAAAAAUACCAGUCACUAGUUUUGUUCAUGACUGGUAUGAGCAUACAUGACACUGAGCAAUACUGUCAUGACACUUUUGUGACACCUACUUUGCUGUACCAAAUUCUUCAUCUUUGACAGCUAGAAUGUAUAGAUCCAAAACCUACCGGUAACCACAAUUUGAUUGGAAGCUUCUGGUGGGUUUUUUUUUUCUUCAUUUCACUUAGGUCAGGGAUGUUCAACCCAUGGUCUGAGGGCCGUAUGUGGCUCUCAGGGAGGUUAAGUGUGGCCCUCGAAACUAUUAGAGAAUUAUAUGAAAAAUUCAAUAAUUGAAGGCUUUGUUUUAUUUGUUAGGAAUUAAUUUGAAGUUUUCUAUUGAAUAAUAAAGCCUUUGUGUAAUUA
Messenger RNA from Homarus americanus (American lobster), 1970 nucleotides. RefSeq names its product mitochondrial thiamine pyrophosphate carrier-like. The coding region runs from base 94 to 1062 and encodes 322 amino acids. Gene Ontology annotation, biological process: thiamine pyrophosphate transmembrane transport. Gene Ontology annotation, cellular component: mitochondrial inner membrane. The record is from RefSeq and is a predicted model, not a curated record. Lineage: Eukaryota; Metazoa; Arthropoda; Malacostraca; Decapoda; Nephropidae. The transcript is spliced from 7 exons. Gene Ontology annotation, molecular function: thiamine transmembrane transporter activity.